Molecule: messenger RNA, 4935 nt
Organism: Anopheles darlingi
Lineage: Eukaryota; Metazoa; Arthropoda; Insecta; Diptera; Culicidae
Product: cytosolic 10-formyltetrahydrofolate dehydrogenase
Exons: 4
Coding region: 45-2879 (944 amino acids)
Biological process (GO): biosynthetic process; one-carbon metabolic process; 10-formyltetrahydrofolate catabolic process
Cellular component (GO): cytoplasm
Molecular function (GO): aldehyde dehydrogenase (NAD+) activity; formyltetrahydrofolate dehydrogenase activity
Source: RefSeq, a predicted model, not a curated record
AGUGGCUGAGAAUCGGUACGGAUCUGAGUGCUCCAGCUCCGGUAAUGGGUGAUCCAGUAGGCAAUGGCAAGGCGAACGGUUGCCAUAACACCAACGGGCAAAGGAUGGAGGAUCUGAAGAUCGCCAUCAUUGGCCAAAGCAACUUCGCCGCCGAAGUGCUAGAGUUGCUGCUCGAGCGAGACCACCUCGUGGUCGGUGUGUUCACGAUCGCCGACAAGGGUAAUCGGGAGGAUGUGCUAGCGACCACCGCCCGUCAACAUCGCAUACCGGUAUUCAAGUUCCCUGCCUGGCGUCGCAAAGGUGUCCCGAUACCGGAGGUCCUGGAAAAGUAUCGCUCGGUUGGGGCCAACCUGAACGUGCUCCCGUUCUGCAGCCAGUUCAUACCGAUGGAGGUGAUCGAUGGUGCCUCGUACGGUAGUAUCUGCUACCAUCCGUCCAUACUGCCCCUGCACCGUGGUGCCAGUGCGAUCGCCUGGACGCUAAUCGACGGUGAUGAGCGAGCCGGUUUUACGAUCUUCUGGGCGGACGAUGGUCUCGACACGGGACCGAUCCUGCUCCAGAAGCAGUGCCCCGUCUACAGUGACGAUACGCUCGAUACACUGUACAAGCGUUUCCUCUAUCCGGAAGGUGUGACGGCAAUGGGUGAAGCGGUCGAUAUGAUAGCCGCCGGUACGGCACCAAAGAUCCCCCAGACGGAGAUCGGUGCCAGCUACGAUCCGGCCCUGUUCCGCGAGGAGAACCAGUAUCUGAAUUUGAACAGGCGAGCUCUCGACAUUUUCAACUUUAUCCGCGGCCUAGACUCGGUACCCGGUGCACUAGCGAUCAUCGAAACCGAGGACGGUGCCGAAGUGCCGGUCCGUCUUUUCGGUGCCUCACUGAGCGCACGGCGAAGUCUGGCCAAUGGGAAACCGAUCCAUUUCAAGGGUGCCCCCGGGGAGGCCUACGUCACGAAGGAGGGCAUCUUCAUCAACGGUACCGAUGAUCAGCUGGUGAAGGUGAAGCGGCUUAAGCGAGGCAAUAAGAUGAUCCAGGCGAGCCAAUGGUUCGAACAGGUCGACGCCAAACCGAUCCCACUCGAGCUGACCGAGAAGGAACAGGAGGUGGAAACGACGCUUCGCUCGAUCUGGAAAUCGAUCCUCAAGGUGGAGAUCGAAGGUGAGACGGACUUUUUUGCCUGCGGUGCCGGUUCGAUGGAUGUGGUCCGAUUGGUGGAGGAAGUGAAGGAUACGCUCGAGGUGCCGGUCAGCAACGAAACCCUCUUCAUGGCACCGGCCUACGGUGAGUUCCUGCAGGUGAUAGUGACACUGCUGCGCCGAGCCGAUGGCAACCGGGAACAGGGAAUCGACGGUGACCGGAGUGGACCCACCUUCGCCACCACCACCUUCAAGCACGUGUUGCUGAAAGCUAACAAACGCGAGAUCCGCGUUCCAACGCAGCUCUUCAUCAAUGGCCACUUCGUGGAUGCCGAGUGCGGCAAAACGUUACCGAUCGUGAAUCCUUCCACGGAGCAGGUGCUCUGUGAGGUAGCGGCCGCCUCCAAGAACGACGUCAACGCGGCCAUCGAGAGUGCCGACGAGGCGUUCCGUACCGUGUGGUGUGCGAGUGUUUCGGCACGCGAACGGGGCCAGCUGAUGUACCGGUUGGCCGAUCUGAUGGAGCAACACAAGGAGGAACUGGCGACGAUCGAAGCGAUCGACUCCGGUGCCGUGUAUACGCUAGCGUUGAAAACGCACGUCGGUAUGUCGAUCGAUGCCUGGCGCUACUAUGCCGGUUGGGCGGACAAAAUCGAGGGCACCACGAUACCGGUCAGUCCCGCCAAACCGAACCACGUGCUGACGUUUACGAAACGGGAACCGAUCGGUGUGUGCGCCUUGAUCACGCCCUGGAACUAUCCGCUGAUGAUGCUGUCCUGGAAGAUGGCGGCCUGUAUUGCCGCCGGUAACACCGUGGUCAUCAAACCGGCCCAGGUAUGCCCGCUGACCGCGCUCAAGUUUGCCGAGCUAACCGUGCGCGCUGGAUUUCCACCCGGGGUCAUUAACGUUGUGACCGGUACUGGGUCGCUGGCGGGCCAAGCACUGGCCGACCAUCCGUUGGUAAGGAAGCUGGGCUUUACCGGUUCAACACCGAUCGGGAAACGCAUCAUGACGUCCUGCGCCGAGUCAAACAUUAAAAAGUGCUCGAUGGAGCUGGGCGGCAAAUCGCCGCUCGUCAUCUUCGCCGAUUGCGAUCUCGAGAAGGCCGUCCGGCUCGGGAUGUCUUCGGUGUUUUUUAACAAGGGCGAAAAUUGUAUAGCCGCAGGCCGGCUCUUUGUAGAGGAUCGCAUUCACGACGAGUUUGUCCGGAAGGUGAUCAAGGGCAUCCGGACGAUGAAGAUCGGUGAUCCGCUCGAUCGAGCCACGGCCCAUGGGCCGCAGAACCAUCUGGCACAUUUGCAGAAACUCCAGGAGUACUGUGGGAUCGGGGUGAAGGAGGGUGCCACGCUGGUGUACGGUGGUAGGCGGGUGCCCAACAUGAAGGGACUGUUCUUUGAACCGACCAUCUUUACCGACGUCGAGGAUCACAUGUACAUUGCGCAAGAGGAAUCCUUCGGUCCGAUCAUGGUCAUCUCCAAGUUCCAUGCAAGCGACUUUGAUGCGCUGGUGGCACGGGCCAACAACACGGAGUAUGGACUGGCGAGCGGUGUGUUCACGAAGGAUCUGCAGAAGGCGAUGAGGUUUGCGGAGAAAGUCGAAGCCGGUACGGUGUUUGUGAACACGUACAACAAGACGGAUGUGGCCGCGCCGUUCGGUGGUUUCAAGCAGAGUGGAUUUGGCAAAGAUUUAGGAAAGGAAGCGUUGAACGAAUACCUGAAGACGAAAUGCGUGACUAUCGAGUACUGAUUUACGUGGAAUCUAUUCAUCUAUAUUGACUGGAAUAGCUAAGCUGUUAGCUGGUGGUGAUGGUGGAUGAAUGAAGAUUGGUGCUGUUACCGAGGACGAGGGUGCCACAUGGAAUACCGUCGUCAUAUAAACCGAUGUAUAUGCUCAUGAGGUAAUCGUUAUCAGCCAGACGGAAAAGAGGGAAUGAGCAAACGCUCGGUGCUAGCUGGAAGAGGCUUGCGAAAUAAUGCUGCUGCUAAAAUUGGGUUGGUGAGAGCUGAAGAUUAUCAGGAAUUUUGAGAAUUAUCGCACCUCGAACACGCACUUAUGCAACCCUCAAGUAGAGCGUUUUUCGAACACGCCGCGUCCUUCCGUUACGCUACUUCAUUAUGUAUGAGUUCAUUAGGUUCCUUUCGCAUUUAUUUUUACGCUCUUUACAUCUGGGCAUCUCUUUUUGUUUUGGAUGAAUUUUGGGCUUGAGAUGAGCAAGAUUUAAUAUCUUCUUCAUUUAAACCAUUUUCUGAAAAUUCGUUUAUGCAUUUUUCUUCUGCAUAUUGUUUCGAACCUUUGUUGAUUGAUCAUUCAUUGCACUCUACUAUUAAUCCAACUGGCAACGUUAUUCAUGAAACGCGUUCAAAAUCGCAUCAAUGCACUUUCGCAAAUCGGUGCACAAUGUCCUUUCUCUCCAUCAUUAUGCCUAUCUAUGGUUGAGAACUUCUCACUAUUAUUAUAGGACAUUCCAUCACCUGUAGUUCCAUUAUAAUUUCUCCAUCCACCACCGAACACUUUCUGCUCACAAUACAUUUGAUACGGUCCAGUAUCGUUCUGCGAAUGAAUCAGAUACGUUGCAGUAUGGUUGAUUGUAUUGAUUUUGUAGCACACGUCCUAGGCAAUGGUCAAGUGUAUGCAACGUAGUGUAUGGACCUUCUCCUGGUUUCGAUUGUGAACCUCGCUUAAAUUAAGCGCGAGUUGAUUUUCCAACAUACGAAGCAAGGCGAACAUUUCUUUAUGGCUCUUAUCUGGGCUGGAUGAUUGUUCAUUGUCGUGCAAUCUCGCUUAAAUUAAGCGCGACUUGAUGUUCUGGUUCACGAACCACGACGAACAUUUCUUCAUGACUGGAUCCAUGUUCCUGGAUCUCGUUCUCUAUUUUCAGCAACUUGCUUGCUGACUUAUCUUUCACAAUAUUUCUUAUACUAUCUUCGGAACUUAUCUUUCACACUCUGCAGAUUGUUCUCCACUCUUUGCAGCUUGCUUGAUAUAAUAUCAAACUUCGUUAGGGGUAAUUCGAGGCCAUAUCUCAGGGUGCUAUACAUUGAAUGAUUCACAUCGUUCUUAUCGUUGCGACCACUUGCAUUUGCAUAGAAGCUGAGCUUCAUUUUUGGAACGCACAUUGCACAAAAAAUGCCUUCAAUAGAGGGAUUAAUUAAACUAAUUAGAUUAAUUCCUCUGAACUGUUCGGAGUGACGAUUUAUACUAAUUCAAUGUUUAAACCAAUGUUGUGUUUGAUUCGCGUAGAAAUGGAGUGCUGGAGAGCAAACAUCUGUGUUAGCUACUUGCGCAUUUUCUAUUCGAUAAGCCAUGAGUUCAGGAUGUUCUUAACGAAAGUGCUGUAACCGAUGAUGAUGAUGUCACCGUACACCACAUGAAGCAUUGACUUGAGAACGGUUCUUUUGGCAAAUCAUGCAUUUAACUAAAACAUUUGUGGUUGCUUUCUGAGGUUGAAAAAGUGAUGCUUUUACGAUUUUGCCUCAAAAAACCAGUUUUACAUAUUUAAAACGAAAAGUAUAAAAAAUGUUUAUGAAAGAUCGACCGGGCUGCCUGGUUAAUGAGUGUACAGAUAAGUGCUUUAAAAUUUUAAAUCGAUCGGUCCAGUAGUUCUUAUGUUACAAUGGGGCCUACAUUGAAAAUGUAGAAUUUUAGAAAACCGGUUCAAAGUAGCGAAAUGUAUUGAGCCAUUUAUGAAAGGUUGUUGGUUUUGCUGCGAUUGGUCCAAAAUGUUCACACAAUACUCUUUAAAGGAUAAGCAUUCAUAAAAAAUGUAAAAAAAAUGUGAAUAAAAAUAUAAAAUACCUUAGCC